Messenger RNA from Oryzias melastigma (Indian medaka), 4114 nucleotides. Its product is annotated as ubiquitin carboxyl-terminal hydrolase 47. The coding region runs from base 67 to 2982 and encodes 971 amino acids. Gene Ontology annotation, cellular component: dendritic spine; extrinsic component of endosome membrane; cytosol. The record is from RefSeq and is a predicted model, not a curated record. Gene Ontology annotation, biological process: protein K63-linked deubiquitination; Ras protein signal transduction; protein K48-linked deubiquitination. The transcript is spliced from 10 exons. Lineage: Eukaryota; Metazoa; Chordata; Actinopteri; Beloniformes; Adrianichthyidae. Gene Ontology annotation, molecular function: cysteine-type deubiquitinase activity.
CCGUAUAAAGGGAUUUGGAACCAGGGGUUUACCUGCUACCUGAACAGCGUCCUGCAGGUGCUCUUCAUGACCCCAGACUUCACAGAAGCCCUCCAGAGAAGCCCCCCCGGAUCACUAGAUAGUCAUCUGGAGGAGCUUUUUGAUGACUUGAAGAAACAAAACGGCAAUACUUAUAAAAUCACGAAGGCGCUGGGAAUCACUGAUGUUUAUGUUCAGGCUGAUGCUGCUGAAUGCUUUGAGAACAUAUUGAGGAAUAUAACCAAUACUGAAGCGUCUCAGAUAUUUCAGGGUGUGCUGACAGUCAAGAACAAAUGCUCCAAAUGUGACACUGAGACAUGUGAUGAUAAUCCAUGCUGGAGUCUCCCUCUGGAACUGGUGGAUUCAGAGGCAGAGUACAGAGUUGAGGACGGCAUCACUCAAUACUUCCAUCCGUCAGAGGUCAGCGGUCCGGACCAGCUGUUCUGUGAGGACUGUGAUGCCAAAACUGAUUCUACAGUUAAACUUGAACUGAAACAACAUCCUGAAGUUCUGAUGCUGCUGCUGAAGAGGUUUAAGUUUAAUUACAGUAAUAUGCAUUAUUACAAAGUGCAGCGCAGAGUGGAGCUUCCUCUUAUUCUAGAGAUUCAGAACCAGACAUAUGAGCUGUAUGCAUUUGUGGAACAUCGUGGUUAUUUAAAAAGUGGACAUUACACUGCAAAUAUCAAGUCCCACGAGGAUGGGAAAUGGUAUCACUUUAAUGAUGAUAGAGCUAAUCAUUACUAUCAGUUCUUCCAACUGGAUACAAAGGAGACAUCUCGGAGUGCUUAUCUGCUGUUCUACAGGAAAAUUUCUGCAGACGAAGCGUUGAAUGAAGAAAGUAACAAGGAGUGCACACCUGAAUCCUCUGAAACACUCAGAGGUGAAACAAAUGAACCAAAAGAAUGUAAUGAGAAGACUGUAGACAGUCAGAGGAGCCAUGAGAAACCACAGAGCUGUGACAGUGAAGAAAGACAAGAAACAGAGGAGAGUCUUGAGAAGAAAAUAAUUAGUGUGGAGAAAGAAGAAGAGUUGAAAGAUCAGAUGAUGAAGAGUUUGAGGAAAGAAGAAGAAAAAUUUAAAGAACAGAUGAGGAUGCGUUUGAUGAAAGAAGAAGAAGACUUGAAAGAUCAGAUGAUGAAGAGUUUGAGGAGAGAAGAAGAAAACUUUAGAGAUCGGGUGAAGAUGAAUUUAAAGAAAGAAGAAAAAAACUUUAGAGAACAGAUGAUGAUGAAUUUGAAGAAAGAAGUUGAAGAGUUGAAAAAAGAGAUGAUGGUGAAUUUGAGGAAAGAAGAAGAAAACUUUAGAGAUCAGAUGAGGAUGAAUUUGAAGAAAGAAGAAGAAGAGUUGAAAAAAGAGAUGAUGGUGAAUUUGUGGAAAGAAGAAGAAAACUUGAAAGAUCAGAUGAGGAUGCGUGCUGAGAAGCAGAAAGAAGAAGAAAACAUACCAGAACACCAGACAAAAGCUUCCAAACAUUUGACAUUUUAUGACCUUUAUAAGAAUCCGUUACAGAGCAGUGGAGAUGAAAGCAGAGUGAGAUCUUCAGAGAGGAGUCAGGAACUAGAGGGAGAGAACAGGAGAAGAUCAACACAGCAUGAGCAACAGAGCGAGAACAAAUCCACUGAGAACAACAUUUAUACAGGAAAUUCGACAGGGAGAAGUAUCCAGAGCAACAGAAAUAUGGAGACAGUAGAAGUUCAAAGAGGAGAUUUCAGAGCAGAACAUGUUCACAGCAGUAAUGUCUCAGCUUUAGUGAAAGAUUUUGAAAGCUUAAGCAAUGAAGCCUGUGGUCAAAGCAGAGAUGAUCCCUCAAACAUGAAUGUAGAACAUGAUGAAGGAAGCAGGAAGAACUCAUGUAUUCAACAGAGAGACACAGAUACUGGAAACAAACAGAGAACAAAUGAUCAGCUUCCACAAACUGGAGGAACUACACUGACUAAUGAUGGGUGUGAUGAUGGUUCUGAUUCUGUUCAUCGUUCUGGAGGAUCACAUCGUUCAGCAAUUUCAGUUAGAUUCAAAAAUCAAAGUCCAGGGAAAAAAAAUGAUUCUAUACCACGAUCUAAUGUGGAAAAAAGAGAAGAUUCAGAGAAUUCCUGUGACCAAGAAGAUCACCAAAGUGAGCACUCAAAUGAGAUCCUUCAGCAGGAUGCAACAUAUGGAUCAAACAUGCAGCGGCAAUGUUACGAUGCUUCUCAACAUUAUAAUUUCCAACAAUGCAGCACAGAGAUGACACCUGAACACAGAGCUCCAUCAACCUGUGAUUCAGUGAACCAUUUGACAAAAUCAUUAAUGACCAUGACUUUGAGAGACAGGCAGACAGAUCUCACAAAUGAAAUCGUAAAAACAGAAAGCAGUGAUCAGCAAAUGCUAUCUAACACUCAUGGGUGUGGCUACCAUCUGGUUUCUCCAAACUACCUUCAUUUAUCUCAGACUUACCCAAACUCACAAAGUCAUGCGGCAUGUUUUAAUCCCUCCUACUCACAGCACAACAUACCUGAGUAUACUGAGAGCUGGAGUCAGCAAAUUAUGUAUAACACUCAGUGUUGGUAUGACAUCAAUCCAGUGUCUCCAGUCCCUGUUUCUUCCUGUCCAAUUUACCAAAAUUCACCAGGUAAUACAGCAUUUCUUUGUCCCUCCUACUCAAGGCACAACAUGCCUGCUGAAUAUGUCACUGCUCCCACAGACACUUUGGUUAUUUCGACUCCUUUUGGUCCCUCAAUGGAACCAAUGAAUCAUAUUUCUGCUCACCAUGAGCCUGCUGGUUCACAGUCAGGUUCUGGAAUCGGAACCAGAACACAGUUCAGGUCUGAAAGUCUGACGCGAGAAACUCGAGCAGAGCUCAGUCACGACUGCAGGGGGCGAGACUCUGCUGGCUCACAGGUACAAGUCAUAACUAUUGACCCAGCUGAUCCUAGAGCAAUAGGGGGGGUGUGUGGUUGUUUCUACCCUAAAACUCAUAAGUUGUGACCAACAACAGUUAAAAAUGAACAUUUUUGUUUCAGCCCAAACUUUGACUUUUACGUUGUGUAGUGUUCUUAUUCAGAAAAUCUUUUGAAUUAAAAAAAAUGUAAAAAGCAGUGAUUAUUUAAAGUGAUAUCUUAAAAAAAAAAGGGGGGGGGGGGGCUUUUUUCCUAAUGAUAUUUCCUCUAAAUACAAAUAGAAUAUAACAAACAACUUAUUGCAACAUAAUAGUGGUUGGAUUGUACACGUUUACUUUGUCCCACUACUUUUCAAACAAUUAAUCAAUCUCCAUUUGAUCAAUCACUAUAUUUCAUGGAAUCAUGAGUGUGUUGUAUAUGUAAGUGUAAAUAAGUCUGUUUGCAUGUUAUUAUGUCAAGAAAAUGACAUCACCCUAUUGUCUUUAUUUUCCAAUCAGUUUAUGAAUUUAUAUCUUUAAAAGGUUUGAUACAUUUUUGUAUUUUUCCUUUGUUUUUAAUGCUUGAAAACAAACAAAAUGUGUGUGUAGCAUUACUUGGUUUGCCAAGUAUUAUAAAAAUAGUAUUUUUCAGCUCAAUACUGUCAAAACUUUUAAAUCUUGUUCUGUCAAUAAAAUCUUAACGCUUGUGUAUGAAUAUGUGUAUAUAUUAAAACAUUAAAAGUCACAGAAUGUUUCCUGUUUUUUUGUCAGUAGCAUCUUAUUUUGUAUUUUCUGGAGUAUAGUAUGGAUGAGCUCUUUUUUUUUACAAUUCACAAACCAAGUUUGAAUACGUAUUCCUUACCCAAUCAUUUGAAUGUUUUAAUUUUUUUUUUAAUAUAAUUUUAUUUUCGAACAAGAACAAUGAUAAAACAGAGAAAAUGAAAAGAGCAAAAGCAAACAAACAAGAAACAAAGCAAAACAAAGAAAUUUCUCCCACAAUUAAUCUAGUAUGCAACAAGAGAUGUUCGUAGUUCGAAAUAAUAUAGUUUUCUAUCUUUAAUUUAGUCUUUUUAGCACAUUUGAGACUCUCAUGCUAUGUUAUAAAGACUAACUGAGUCUAAAUGUCUGAAACUCUAAAUGAAAAUAAAUAUAAAUAUCUUAAGAACAGAUUAAAAAAAAAUCUUGAGGAUGACCUUAUAUCCUUUAGAGUAAGAAAAAACCGAGAGGGUGAUAUGGUGCAUA